CUGAUUCAAUUCAAUCUCAUCACACACACAUACAUAUGUAUGUGUGUAGUAGAUGGAUAGUUUGCUGGACUGAAAAUGAGUAUGCAAAUAUUGUGUGAGAAAAUCCCCUAUAGGAUUGAGAAAUCGAAAAACUGACAGAUUGAAAUCGAGGAAUAACACCCUUUGAUAAGCCACAUAAUUUCUGUGUUAUCCCGUGAUCUAUAAAGGCCAUGUGGUAUAAAAAUGAAAAUUCGUAUCGAAUCUGAAUACUUUGUAGGUACAUUCCAAAGUAUUUUCAACUGGAUUGAUUUUCAAAUUGCAACAAAAAGGAACAACAGACCAGAAAGCAGAUUUUUCAAAUACAUUGCCAACGAAAAAAACUUACGAUGCAGUUUGACACCAAACACUUCUUAUGUAAAAUACAUCUAUAGUGCAUUACACUUUUACAAUAUUUAUCAUUGCUAUUACAAUGAUGUUGACCGGUUUCGAAAGGAGUCGAAUGGAUCCAUAUACCGCCGGAUCUUCUCCAUUAUUCCGAAAUUAACGCAGUUAUGUUUCGUGCUUAUUUUGUUGUUGCCAUUCUGCUCUUCAUUGAUACAUGAAGCCAGUGGAAAGGAUGUUAAGGCGAUCCCAACUAUAGCAUCAAGCCCGAAGAAGUUGUGGCUCAGCUCCACACAAUGGUCAAAAGAAAAUAACUUAUGCCAAAAAAAAUGGAAUUUCAAACUAAGGCUUAGGAACUAUACAAAUAAUAAAUAUAAUUACAUUGAUAACGAUAAUCAAAAUAAUAGCCAUAGUCAUAACCCUAGCCAUACCAUAAUAAAACGUACAUAUCGAUGUAAUCAAAGUGUAAAUGAACAUAGUCUGAUAAUUCUAAGUCAAGUUGGUAGUAAAGAAAACAAAACACAAACCAUAUUACACGACCAAAAGCUAAGUUCCGGUUCUAAAAGCAAACGCACCAAAAGAUCACAAAUCUUGCAUCCACGGAAAAAAAAAAGCAAACAUGAAGUAACAGGAGUAGACGAUACACAUAAUAGGAUUAUAAAUAAACAGAAGCUAACGGAAUUAGUAAUGAACGGCCUCGGAUUAAAGAAGUUGCCCGAUAUGAGAAAGGCAAACAUUAGUCAAUUAGAAUACUCAAGUAAAUACCUUCAGUAUUUAGAACGUGUGACAAAAAAUCAGGGAAUUGGUGACAGUAAGGACGGCAACGUUUAUUCUUCAGGCGAUCCAUCCUCAACACUUCGUAUUUUAACUAUAGCGACAAAUAGUUUUAGCGAUAUAACGUACGAACGAUUCCGCCGUCAACGUCGGGCUCCAAGGGGAAUGAAAAGAGCGAAUCUAGAGUCGAGGAUGGAAUCGUUUAGCGAUAAGACAAAUAUUCUCUUACAUUUUCCAUUAUCCAUUAACGAUGCUGAUGAAUAUCACUACAAGAAACUAGAUGAGGCAAAUUUGAGGCUAAUGAUGCUGUACAAUCCAGCAUUGGCAGCACAAUCGCGUCACUAUAGAACAAGAAUAGAACAAGAAGCUAAAAUAAAAUAUAACAAUUCAAUGAAUCACAAAGCAAAGUGCAAUACAGAUAGCACGAUUUCCGCAAAUCACCAACAAAAUCGUAGUCCCAAAACCCGUAGUUACACAUUAAAAUUGAGCGUUUAUCAAUUGCUGCCAAUGCACAAACGCAAGCAGUUAGAUUCCCGUAAAAUAGAGUUUGAGAACGCGAUGGAUGUGGACGAAACCCACAGCCAGUGGUUAGAAUUCGAUGUCACCGAGGCGGUGCGUGGAUGGUUAAACAAGAGCUGCGAGAAUCUUGGCAUAGAGAUACAAUGUGAUAAAUGUCGACGCAUUGGGGCGCGUAUACUCAGCGAUGUGUACAGCCCACAUAAUAGGGAUCAGAAUGAUGGCGAUGAUGAUGAUCGAUAUCAUCUAUCGCCUGUUUUGAAUAUUAUUGGACACAUCGGUCGCACCCAUCGUGAAAAAGGAAUACAAUCGUUUAAUCACAAUAACUACUCCGAUCAUCGUAAUUCUAAUAAGGCAAAAUUAUGGCCUAAUAGUUGCUAUAAACCGCACCAACGUUGCUGCCGUCAUCAAUUGAAUGUGGCUUUUAAGGACAUCAAAGGAUUCGAGUUCAUCAUACAGCCAAAGGUUUUCGACGCCGGCUAUUGCCUUGGGCGUUGCCCCCCUAGGCACAAUCCCGCCCAUCACCACGCCCUACUCCAGAGCUUAAUAUGGCAACAGGACCAUACCCGUGUACCUCGACCAUGCUGUGCCCCAUCGAAACUCACGGAGCUGGAAAUAUUGCACGUGGAUGAGAACCAUAGUGAUAAGCUUAAGAUAUCAACAUGGAGCAACAUGCAAGUUUCCGAAUGCGCAUGCUCAUAGAUCAAUUGUAAGCCAUUUUCCUUGUCUUCAGUAUUUCUAUGGAU
Drosophila arizonae is the source of this 2396-nucleotide messenger RNA. RefSeq names its product TGF-beta domain-containing family member maverick (gene mav). Gene Ontology annotation, cellular component: extracellular region. The record is from RefSeq and is a predicted model, not a curated record. Gene Ontology annotation, molecular function: growth factor activity; cytokine activity. Lineage: Eukaryota; Metazoa; Arthropoda; Insecta; Diptera; Drosophilidae.